UUGACGAACUACAGUGAAUAAAUAACAAAGACAAUUAGUGUUCCUGUUUUAGUAAAAUUUAACCUUUUAGUAAAAAAAAAAAUUUAUUAAGUAAUAAUUAUACAUAAAUUCCAUUAUAAUGCCGAGAAGGAAAUCCGUCCCUGAUGCGUGGUUAGAUUAUAAGCCAUAUGGAUCUGUAAUUGACGGAACAAGAUUUUUGGCCUUUAAAGUACCACUGUCAAUGAGAGUAUGUCAAAAUCUUCCAACAAACCAAAAAUUUACACCUGAAUUAUUGAUGAAGGAAGUUCCGAACCUGAAAUAUAUCAUCGACUUAACGAAUACUAAUCGUUACUACAACAAAACGGAGUUUACAGCUGCUGGUAUUCAACAUUUUAAAAUAAUGAUUACUGGUGGAGAGGUUCCGAAAGAAACUAAAGUUAGAGAAUUCUGUCGUGUCAUGGAUAUGAUUGUAUCAAUGGCAAAAGAUCACGAAAUAAUUGGUGUUCACUGCACACAUGGUAUUAACCGCACUGGCUACUUAAUUUGUAAAUAUUUAAUAAAAGUAUGUGGCUGGGAUUGUCACUCUGCUAUAAAAGCUUUUGAAAGUGCACGAGAACACAACAUUAGAAGAAUGAAUUAUAUCCAAAGUUUGUUGCUUGAUUCAAAAGGACCGCUACCUUAUGUACCUUCAAGUCCAACCAAAAAAGUUGGAUCGUCAAUUUCAUCAAAUCCACGUUUACCAAGAUUAUCAUUACAACGGUCUAAUUGGAGAAAUCAUCCACCACCACCACCAUUUACAACUACUUCUUCUUCUUCUGUGAUUCAUAAUUCUGUUGUUCACAACCACAGAUCUCCAGUUUCACAUCCAUCAAGAUCAACAUGUCAACGAUCUAAUUGGAGAGAUCAUCCACCACCUCCACCUUUUCAUAAUAAUUCUUCUCCUUAUAAUUCAUGUAAUCAAUUCAAUUCUUUUUCACGAAAACAUCAACGUAAAUGUGAUUCUAAUCGUAAUAAUAAUAAUCAAAAUAAUGAAAGUUUACGUAGUCGUCGUCGAAGAAGAAGACAUGACGAUCUCGUUUCUACAUAUCACGAAUAAUAUAGCUAAUUUUUCAACGCAAUGAUUCAUAAUUACGUAAUAACAUGACAGCUUAAUGUGUAUUAAUAAUUGUAAAUUAAAUUAAUAAAUUUCAUUUAUAUUUGUGCAACUA
This is a messenger RNA of Chelonus insularis, 1187 nucleotides long. Its product is annotated as RNA/RNP complex-1-interacting phosphatase homolog. Gene Ontology annotation, molecular function: polynucleotide 5'-phosphatase activity; protein tyrosine/serine/threonine phosphatase activity. Gene Ontology annotation, biological process: protein dephosphorylation. The coding region runs from base 119 to 1075 and encodes 318 amino acids. NCBI's taxonomy places the organism in Eukaryota, Metazoa, Arthropoda, Insecta, Hymenoptera, Braconidae. The record is from RefSeq and is a predicted model, not a curated record. The transcript is spliced from 8 exons.